This is a messenger RNA of Exophiala dermatitidis NIH/UT8656, 441 nucleotides long. RefSeq lists its product as uncharacterized. Lineage: Eukaryota; Fungi; Ascomycota; Eurotiomycetes; Chaetothyriales; Herpotrichiellaceae. The record is from RefSeq and is a predicted model, not a curated record. Bases 1 to 441 code for a protein of 146 amino acids. The transcript is spliced from 2 exons.
AUGGGUCCAGUGGCACCAGGAGCACAACUCAGUCAGAACCAUUGGUCGAUCUACCUGAUCAUCAAAGGUGGCGGCUCGGUGCGGCUUAAUAUGGAGACCGAUCCCACUCCUGGAAAACAUGAAGGCAUCUUCAAAGUGACGCGCCACCAGUACGAAAUGACAACUAGCUGUGUCCGUCAUUGGGACUGUCCCGCCACAGACAACAUCACAGUCGGAAGAAUCCUCAAACUAAUCGGCGAGAAGAGGCGAAACCGGUACCGAAUGACUCCGACGGGGGUUGGGUGUCGACAUUGGGUAUUGACCAUCAUUGGCGACCUGGUGAAUGCAGGGUACAUUGGAGAUACAAAUGCAACGGCGACCCUGAAUCAGGUCAUCCAAUUCAAUUAUUCCCGCAACCAACACCCUGUUGCUCUCCCAAUGCUGAAGGGCUCGUUUUACUGA